AUGUCUGACAAGCAGCUGCUGGCCACCUGGAAAAGGAUCAUCCAGACACAUGGAGGAGCUGUGGACUCCAUGUUCUCGAGCCGCUGCACCCACCUGCUCUGCGAGAGUCAGGUCAGCGGGCUGUUCACACAGGCGAUAAAGGAGAGGAAGAGGUGCAUCACGGCGCACUGGCUGAACAUGGUCCUGAAGAAGCUGGUGCCGCCCCAUCGGGCCCUGCACUUUCCACUGGCCUUCCUGCUGGGGGACAAGCCAUGCUCCCAGCAUAUUAUCUCCGUGACUGGGUUUGUCAACACCGACAGGGAUGACCUUAAGCUAAUGGUAUACCUGGCAGGUGCCAAGUACAUGGGCUACCUGUGCCGCAGCAACACCAUCCUCAUCUGCAGAGAGUAA
Rangifer tarandus platyrhynchus (Svalbard reindeer) is the source of this 390-nucleotide messenger RNA. NCBI's taxonomy places the organism in Eukaryota, Metazoa, Chordata, Mammalia, Artiodactyla, Cervidae. The record is from the annotation of a GenBank genome assembly.